UGCCAGCCAGCCAUACUUAUCUCUACGGAAUACUGUCGCCUUUUCUCACCAACUUUGUAUCCUAUUGUGAUACUUUUACGGGAAUCAAUCGUCGCAAGCAGUUAGAGGCGCAUGGCGCACAAUCGUAUCUCCGGGAGCAUAUCCCGACACUUCCCAACAUGGUAUGUGAACUGGCUUCUCGCUGCCACAUUCAGAGUGCUGGGCAUUUGUGCAGGCGACAUCCCGUUCCAUCUGGUAGAUAUACACGACAGCAGUAGUCGCUUAGCUUAUUGUGGUAGUGUGGAUGCGAGCGCGCAUACAUUCCUCCUAAAAGGCGGAGCGCCGAGUGCUGAGCUUUUCAGACUGAUCAGAUAUCAAACUGUAUGCUCCGAUUUUGAAAGAUACUAGUACAAUGAGCCCGCCAUUCUCCUACCACCUUCGCGGUCGGUGGAAGCAUAAUACUCAAGUUCAAGUUCGAGCUUCCUUUGUCGUAGUCGCGAGAAGUUAUCGGACAUCGCACUCCGCGCGUUCUGGCAU
Guyanagaster necrorhizus is the source of this 516-nucleotide messenger RNA. RefSeq lists its product as uncharacterized. The record is from RefSeq and is a predicted model, not a curated record. The transcript is spliced from 4 exons. Bases 112 to 387 code for a protein of 91 amino acids. Lineage: Eukaryota; Fungi; Basidiomycota; Agaricomycetes; Agaricales; Physalacriaceae.